Messenger RNA from Oncorhynchus tshawytscha (Chinook salmon), 4058 nucleotides. Its product is annotated as anoctamin-3-like. The record is from RefSeq and is a predicted model, not a curated record. Gene Ontology annotation, biological process: chloride transmembrane transport. Lineage: Eukaryota; Metazoa; Chordata; Actinopteri; Salmoniformes; Salmonidae. The transcript is spliced from 26 exons. Gene Ontology annotation, cellular component: plasma membrane. Bases 622 to 3939 code for a protein of 1105 amino acids. Gene Ontology annotation, molecular function: chloride channel activity; protein dimerization activity.
GGACACCCCCAGGUAAUGCUGCCGGCCAGGACACCCCCAGGUAAUGCUGCCGGCCAGGACACCCCCAGGUAAUGCUGCCGGCCAGGACACCCCCAGGUAAUGCUGCCGGCCAGGACACCCCCAGGUAAUGCUGCCGGCCCUUUGUCAUGACCAUUUGGUAGACCCUUUGUCAUGACCAUUUGUCAUGAUGAUGUUUUAUCAAGGAUAAUGGAUAUUAUUAUUAUUUUUAAUUUUUUAUAUUUGGUCGUUUUACAGAGAAGAAGCAGUAGCCUAAAUUCAGAACCAGGUUCGCUGUGUGCGGAAAAAGGGGGUGGAGAGGAGGGACCAUGGGGCCAUCACGGGACCUCCCCUCCCGUCCGUUACCAUGACAACAGCCAUGGAUGGGGGAGCCACAUGUGGAGGGAGGAGAGGAGAUCAGUACAGGUGUUGAUGUGGUUUCCGCAUGGCUUUAUUCAUCCUUGCUGUGAUGACUGUAGGUUAUUGGACAUGGAUAGCUGCUGUCAGAACACCUACGCAAUCUCACCAUAGUUUCCCAUUGUAUUCGUUAACCUUGCUUUUCGGGAAUACGGACUGUAUAAUUUAAUUUACGGUGGAAAUAAUUAACAACAACCAAACGGUACUAUGGUGCAUCACUCGGGAUCCACACAGUCCUUCAAACAGCAAAACGGCAUGCACACAAGCAUCAGUGAGAUCUUGAAGGAGAAGCCGCUGAAUCCGUCCCGUCGCAGUCUGCCCUGCCUGGCUCAGAACCAGAUACACCCCCAAAGCCUCAGCCACGUUCUGUCCAUGCCCUGCACCCCCGACGACAAGCCGCAGACACCGCCGGAUCUCCAGGACCAGACACGUGCCCAGCUCCAGACCCAGCAGGUCGACCCCUGGUUACAGCACCAGGCCCAGGGAAAGGAACACCGUCAGCUCCAAGCCCAGACCCAGCCUCUGACCCACAGUCACAGCACCUCCUGCACCCUCAUCCCCUCAAAGACAGAAGCUGCGAAAGACCACUAUGGGGAGGAGUCAGAUGCUGUGAUGGACCACUAUGGGGAGGAGUCAGAAGCUGUGAAGGACCACUAUGGGGAGGAGUCAGAAGCUGUGAAGGACCACUAUGGGGAGGAGUCAGAAGCUGUGAAGGACCACUAUGGGGAGGAGUCAGAAGCUGUGAAGGACCACUAUGGGGAGGAGUCAGACGCUGUGAAGGACCACUAUGGCGAGGAGUCAGAAGCUGUGAAGGACCACUAUGGCGAGGAGUCAGAAGCUGUGAAGGACCACUAUGGGGAGGAGUCAGAAGCUAGUGCGUACAAGGCAGGAAGGACAGACAAGACGUUUCUCAUUCAGAAACCUGCCAUCCGAGCCAAAUUAGAGGCACGAGCAGAUUCGCUUCAGGGGACCAACCCCGGGCAGCCGUCCGGUCUGAUGUUCAGAGAUGGAAAGAAGCGUAUCGAUUACAUCCUGGUCUAUAGGAAGUCCAGUCCUCUGGUGGAAAAGAGAGUCACCUUUGAGAGGAACCUGAGAGCUGAGGGGCUGAUGCUGGAGAAAGUGCCGUCUCUGACCAACACCGACAUCAUGUUUGUGAAGAUCCAUGUUCCCUGGGACACACUCUGUAAAUACGCUGAGCAGAUGAAUAUCAGGAUGCCAUUCAGGAAAAAAAUGUACUUUACGGAUUGGAAGAGCAAAGUUAUGCGCAGCCGGUUUCAUCUGAGGUGUUGUCAGAUAAAGAGUUGGUUACCCAGCAACCCCAUGAAGCUGGACAAAGAGGCCCUACCUGACCUAGAGGAGACAGACUGCUAUACAGCCCCCUUCAGCAGGGCACGCAUGCACCAUUUUACCAUCAACAACAGACAGACGUUCUUCUCCAACUCCACCAGAAGCAGAAUAGUCCACCAUGUUCUCCAACGCACCAAGUAUGAGGACGGGAAGUCUAAGAUGGGUAUCAACAGGUUAUUGGGCAAUGGAACAUAUGAGGCGGCAUUUCCUCCACACGAGGGUGGCUAUAGGAGCCGACACCCUAUUAAUACCCACGGUGCCCAGAACCACAGACACCUGCUGUACGAGAGGUGGGCUCGCUGGGGCAUGUGGUACAAGUACCAACCCCUCGACCUUAUCAGGCGUUACUUUGGGGAGAAGAUUGGGCUGUACUUUGCCUGGUUGGGCUGGUACACUGGCAUGCUGAUCCCUGCAGCUCUGGUGGGUCUCUUCGUCUUCCUCUACGGACUCUUUACUAUGGACACUAGUCAAGUCAGUAAAGAGAUCUGUGAGGCCAACACAACAAUCAUGUGUCCCAUGUGUGAGCAGAACUGCAAACCCUGGAAACUCAGUGACAGCUGUGUCUAUGCAAAGGUGACCCAUCUCUUUGACAAUGGAGGAACUGUGUUCUUUGCUAUCUUCAUGGCUAUAUGGGCCACGGUGUUCCUGGAGUUCUGGAAGAGGAGGAGGGCGGAGCUGACGUAUGACUGGGACCUCAUCGACUGGGAGGAGGAAGAGGAGAAUUUGCGUCCCCAGUUCGAAGCCAAGUACUCCAGGUUAGAGAGAGUGAACCAUAUCUCUGGCAAGCCAGAGCCCUUCCAGCCCUUUACUGACAAACUCAGCAGACUCAUGAUCUCUGUGUCUGGCAUCUUCUUCAUGAUUUCUCUGGUCCUGACAGCGGUGUUUGCGGUGGUGGUGUUCCGACUGAUUGCCAUGGAGAAGUUUGCAUCGAUCGACUGGGAGUUUGUCAAGAAGAACUGGCAGUUUGCCACCUCUGGAACGGGAGUCUGUAUCAACUUCAUGAUCAUCAUGUCUCUGAAUGUGGUAUAUGAGAAGGUGGCUUACCUUCUCACCAAUUUAGAACACCCACGGACUGAGUCAGAAUGGGAGAACAGUUUUGCUCUCAAGAUGUUUCUCUUCCAGUUUGUAAACUUGAACAGCUCUACGUUCUACAUCGCUUUCUUCCUUGGAAGGUUCGCCGGCAGACCAGGGAAAUAUAACAAACUGUUCAAUAGAUGGAGACUGGAGGAGUGCCACCCCAGUGGCUGUCUGAUCGAUCUGUGUCUACAAAUGGGAGUCAUCAUGGUACUGAAACAGAUCUGGAACAACUUCAUGGAGCUGGGUUAUCCUCUGCUUCAGAACUGGUGGUCUCGCAGGAAAAUGAAGCGGACAGAGAGUAAGGAGAGGACAGGAGGGGGACAGAAUGUGGAGAACAAAGUACAGCUUCCUCAGUGGGACAAAGACUGGAACCUGCAGCCCAUGAACGCCCACGGACUGGUGGAUGAGUACCUGGAGAUGGUUCUCCAGUUUGGUUUCAUCACCAUCUUUGUAGCUGCGUUCCCAUUGGCUCCUCUCCUGGCUCUGCUCAACAACAUCAUUGAGAUCCGUCUGGAUGCCUACAAGUUUGUCACUCAGUGGAGGAGGCCCAUGCCUGCCAGAGCCACAGACAUAGGUAUCUGGCACGGUAUCCUGGAGGGGAUCGGCGUUCUGGCUGUCAUCACCAACGCCUUCGUCAUCGCCAUCACCUCCGACUACAUCCCUCGCUUCGUCUACGCGUUCAGAUACGGACCCUGUGUGGACAAGAGAUACCCUCAGGACGAAUGUCUGCGAGGCUACAUGAACAGCAGUCUGUCUGUGUUCGACAUGGGCGAACGCUGGAACGUGAGUGAGGAGCAGAGUAGAUACUGCAGGUACAGAGACUACAGAGCCUCUCCCUGGAGCCCAGUACCAUACGACUUCACUCUGCAGUUCUGGCACGUCCUGGCUGCAAGACUAGCCUUCAUCAUCGUCUUUGAGCACCUGGUGUUCGGAGUCAAGUCGUUCAUCGCGUACCUGAUCCCAGACAUGCCCAAGAGUCUGUGUGACCGCAUGCGGAGGGAGAAGUACCUGACGCAGGAGAUGAUGUAUGAAGCAGAGCUGGAGCACCUGCAGAAGGAGAGGAAGAUGAACUGCAGGAGAUAUCACCACGAGUGGCCUUAGUGUUAGUUAUGUUACGUUCCCCUGUACUACAUACAGUACCACGUCUGCACACCUACAGCAUAUACACUCAUAUAUAUACAGUACACUAACAUACUCUCUCUCACACACCAACACACACA